Molecule: messenger RNA, 780 nt
Organism: Blumeria graminis f. sp. triticale
Lineage: Eukaryota; Fungi; Ascomycota; Leotiomycetes; Helotiales; Erysiphaceae
Source: the annotation of a GenBank genome assembly
AUGGAAGUCAUCGAUCCGACCACUGGCCAAUCAUUGCCACCGGACUCUAUUCAGAGGGUCCUACACAUCUCACCCUCGGUACUUAUCUACAAUAUUCCACCCCUCUCCUCUAGCAAAGGUUACAUCGCUGCAUCCUGGACAGCAGACAAGAAGCGACAUAUCUUCACAGCCCGUCUACGAAUCAUCGAAACAGCUGUUGCUCUAUCUUCAGCUCCUUCAGACGAAAAGCUGAGAGUCGAUAUUAUCCUUGAAGAUCCCAAUAGUGGACAGCUGUUUGCUGCAGCUCCUUAUUUUCAGCCAGAAGUGGUACUUCAAGCACUUGAUUCGAGUCGUUUCUUCGCUGUUCGUGUCCAAGGCGAGGGCGGACGAAAAGCUGUUUUAGGAAUUGGGUUUGAGGAGCGCACUGAAGCUUUUGAUUUUAGCGUUGCGCUUCAAGGGGUCAGAAAGACAUUAGCAUUCGGAGAAACAGAUAAACUGAGUGGUCAGAGCAAAGCGCCAGAAGAAAAAAAGGAAGAGCGACAAGAUUUUAGAUUGAAAGAGGGAGAAAUGGUAGUAGUUGAUUUAGGAAACAGAAAUAGGCGAAAGCUAGAUCCGACGAAGAAAGGGAAUGAAUUUUCUAGCUUAUCCCCUUCAACUGAUGGGCUAUUACCGCCACCACCAAGUGCUGGAGAUAUCAAGAAAAUGAAUCGAAGCAACGUUGAACCGCAGCAGCCAGAUCUAACAGCGCAGAGUGCAGAAGAAAUGGGGUUUGAUAAUGGGGAGUUUGGAGAGUUCCAAUAA